Dioscorea cayenensis subsp. rotundata (Guinea yam) is the source of this 715-nucleotide messenger RNA. RefSeq lists its product as uncharacterized. The transcript is spliced from 3 exons. The coding region runs from base 21 to 551 and encodes 176 amino acids. Lineage: Eukaryota; Viridiplantae; Streptophyta; Magnoliopsida; Dioscoreales; Dioscoreaceae. The record is from RefSeq and is a predicted model, not a curated record.
GCUUCUCUUCCCGCCGAGCCAUGAAACCCUCGUCUCUCCAAACCCUCAAGGCCCCGAUCCGAUCCAAACCGAAGGAGAAUUCCCAUUCCCAUUCCCAAUCGAAGCGAUCCGAUUCCAAUCCAAUCGAAGCAACAAAGCCCCCAAAGAUCGUCGCCAAAAGCCUCGCCUCCACCUUCUCCACCAUCUCCGACGAGAUGACCGCCGAUCCAUCAAAACCCACCGCCCCCGUCACCGAUCCGGAUAUACUCGCUGCGGAUCCACUCGAGGCCUCGAUCAUCGCUGCAGCUGAUAACAAGAAAGAACCGAUCGCAAUGGAUACGCCGGCGCUGAAUCCCGAAGAAGAGAUCGGGAGUUCUGAGGUAGUGAAGGAGGUCACGAUCGUCGAAGAGGUUGGAGGGAAACAGGGCUGGUCUUCAGAUCCGGUGACCUUGAUGAAUCUGAGCAUCUGGAUCGUUUUCAUACUAACUUUGGCUGUGACGGCGGUGGGCUGGUUGCUCUGGUGGAGUGCUGAAUGGGAAGAGGAAUGCUGCUCCGUUUUGCACCCAACUUGAUCUCACGAACCCCUAGAGAUACGUAUUCUCUACAUAUCAUACAGUAUACAUACACCACUCGUAGUUUCUUGGUAUUACUACAUGAACUCGUAUAGCGAUACGUUCUAGUAUAGAUACUAUGAUAACUGUCGUAGUUUACACUGAAUUUUUAGUCUACCAUUGAA